This is a messenger RNA of Striga hermonthica, 995 nucleotides long. Lineage: Eukaryota; Viridiplantae; Streptophyta; Magnoliopsida; Lamiales; Orobanchaceae. The record is from the annotation of a GenBank genome assembly.
UAGCAAUCGUCGCACUCGUAGCAGUAGUUCUUCACGGCAGUCAGCACAUCGCUCAGUGGUCAGGUGUACGCAAGCAUCUACGAGUGUUAUAGAAGUCUGUCGCGCGUAUCGCAAGCCAUCGCACGCUACGUCGCAAGUUACCGCACGGCGUCGCACACACGCGGAGGGUCACGGCCGAGUAUGGGAAUUAGAAAAGAUUAGUCAUUCGGGCUUAAUUAGAGGUAAUUCCCGACGGUUGUUGACCGAGAUUAUCAUGUUUAUUAAUCAGAAUAUCAGCGCGUGUUCAAUAAUUUUGAACUUUCUCAAUGUUCAGAUGCCGCCACGUAAGGAACCCGAUCAUCCAGUUCCUACUCAGGCUACAGUGGUCGCCCAGUUCCGCGACUAUCAUGCCGAAAAGUUCUCAGGGCAGGAAGAUCCUCGCAUAGUUGACGAGUGGAUUCAGGGCCUGGAGUUUAUCUUCGAGGUCAUGGAGUGUCCUGAGAGAUAUCGCGUUAUUUGCGCUCAGCUUCAGCUCACCGGUGAUGCCAGGCUCUGGUGGAACGCUUACUGGAGCAUGCGUCCCGGCGAGAAGGCAGGAUGUACGUUGGAGAUGUUUAAGGAUUUAGUCCGCGAGAAAUACUACCCCACAUACUACCGAGCCGAGAUGGAGCGUCAGUUUCUAUCGCUCCAGCAGGGUACCCAUACUGUUGACGAGUACGAGAGGGAAUUCACGAGACUUGCAGCUUUUGUUCCUGAUUUGGUCUGCACGGAGGCCCAGCGAGCGCAGCGUUUAAUUGACGGGCUUUACCCAGCAGUCCGUCAUAACAUCGUCGGCCACGGGACACAAACGUACGCACGUGCAGUCUCUAUUGCCCAGGAGGUGGAUGCCAGCAUUAGGAGGGAGGCCGUCCGUGAGCAGUUCCAGCCAUCCGCCCCUGCCCAGUCAUCUUCAGUUCCGCCGAUGCCAGCUCUACCAUCUACCCAGCCGCCAAAGAACAACAAGAGAAAGGGGAAAG